Melanotaenia boesemani (Boeseman's rainbowfish) is the source of this 2358-nucleotide messenger RNA. RefSeq names its product 6-phosphofructo-2-kinase/fructose-2,6-biphosphatase 3 (gene pfkfb3). The transcript is spliced from 15 exons. Gene Ontology annotation, biological process: fructose metabolic process; fructose 2,6-bisphosphate metabolic process. Gene Ontology annotation, cellular component: cytosol. NCBI's taxonomy places the organism in Eukaryota, Metazoa, Chordata, Actinopteri, Atheriniformes, Melanotaeniidae. The record is from RefSeq and is a predicted model, not a curated record. Bases 177 to 1781 code for a protein of 534 amino acids. Gene Ontology annotation, molecular function: fructose-2,6-bisphosphate 2-phosphatase activity; ATP binding; 6-phosphofructo-2-kinase activity.
GCCGCAGACCGGCAGAUUAGCCCUGCUCAAUGCGCUUUGAGGACACGGCGGAACAGCAUCUGAACAGACGAGCGAAGCUUCAUCUUAGGCAACCACCGGCUCAUUUUAAUAUCUGUGCCUGCAGGAUCUAAACGACUCAGUUACUGUGUCUUUUGUGAUUCUUCAGUCUCUAAGGAAUGCCCAGAGAGCUCACCCAGAACAGGAUCCAAAAGAUCUGGGUUCCCACCAAGGAUGACAAGCGAAGAGGAGCUGGCGCCCCUCACUUCGCCAACCCGCCCACUGUCAUUGUGAUGGUGGGCCUCCCGGCUAGAGGCAAGACGUACAUGUCCAAGAAACUCACCCGCUACCUCAACUGGAUUGGCAUGCCCACCAAAGUCUUCAAUGUAGGAGAGUACCGCAGGGAGGCCGUCAAGAACUACAGUUCCUAUGACUUCUUCAAGUCUGAUAAUGAAUGUGCCGUCAAAAUCAGGGAGCAGUGUGCCUUAGCAGCCUUAAGAGAUGUUAAGUCCUAUUUGAAGGAUGAGGGAGGCCAAGUGGCGGUCUUUGAUGCCACUAACACAACCAGAGAGAGGCGAGACUUGAUCCUCACGUUCGGCAGGGAAAAUGAUUUUAAGAUCUUCUUUAUUGAGUCUGUGUGUGAGGAUCCCAGUGUCAUUGCGUCAAACAUCAUGGAAGUGAAGGUGUCCUGUCCGGAUUACCGGGACUGCAACAAGACGGACGCCAUGAUGGAUUUCCAAAAGAGAAUUGAAUGUUACAGAACCAGCUACCAACCUCUGGACCCGGAUCAGUAUGACAGGGGUCUUUCUUUCAUCAAGGUAAUCGACGUGGGUCGCCGUUUUCUUGUCAACCGUAUCCAGGACCACAUUCAGAGUAAGAUUGUCUACUACUUGAUGAAUAUCCACGUCCAGCCACGUACCAUCUACCUGUGCAGACAUGGAGAGAGUAUAGACAACCUGGAGGGACGACUGGGUGGCGACUCUGGACUCUCGACACAGGGCCGACAGUUUUCCACUGCUUUGGCUCGCUUUGUGGAGGAGCAGCAGCUGAAGGACCUGAAGGUCUGGACCAGCCAACUGCGCCGCAGCAUCCAGACUGUUGAGCACCUGGGAGUCCCUUACGAACAGUGGAAGGCACUUAAUGAGAUUGACGCUGGAGUGUGCGAGGAGAUGACAUACGACGAGGUGAAAGAGAAAUUCCCCGAAGAGUUUGCACUGAGAGAUGAAGAUAAAUACUACUACCGCUACCCCGCUGGAGAGUCCUACCAAGACCUGGUCCAACGGGUGGAGCCUGUCAUUAUGGAGCUGGAGAGGCAGGAGAAUGUCUUAGUUAUCUGCCACCAGGCUGUCAUGCGCUGCCUGCUUGCUUACUUCUUGGAUAAGAGUGCAGAUGAGAUGCCCUACCUGAAGUGUCCCCUCCACACGGUACUGAAGCUCACUCCGGUUGCCUAUGGAUGCAAAGUGGAGUCUAUCCAUCUGAAUGUGGAGGCAGUAAACACCCACAGAGACAGACCAGAGGAGGUUAAGCGGGGUCCUGGCACAUUGAUCAGGAGAAACAGCGUGACUCCUUUGACCAGCCCAGAGUCCAACAUCAAGAAACCUCGCAUCGAUGACCUGGACGAGGCUCCGAUCCAAGAGCUACCCAACUCUGUGGCCUCGCUGGCUCUCUGCAACUCCUCACACCUCCCCCUCACUCUGGCUGGACAGCACUGGCUGGGCAAAGUUUGCCUACGCACCAUCCUCCACUAUCUAAAGGUGGUUUCACUCUUAGUCUUUCAAAGGUAAACACACUGAAGGCUUUGCAGUUGCUUUAUAGUUCUGCCAGCAGUCAUCUGUGACACAAAUAAAAAAUUUGAAUACUUUAAACAUCUACCAAUUGGACUAAUCCCAGAGUUGCAAUAUAAAGCACUGACACAAAUGUUAAUAUGCAUAAGCUAUCUUCUGCUAGUUACUCUAUUUUUCUGCUCAAACACAUUUACAAUACAGCUGUAAUGCAGGUUUUAGGACUUCUUUAAGUUUCUGUUCGCAUCAGCUUAAGGCAGCAACAUAGUUCCUAUUCUUUAUGUAGUUGACUGAAUAACUUUGUGGUUGCAUCAGCUGAAUUGGCCGGUUUGCACUAGUUUAGCUGGUGCAUUAGAAAGGUAUGAACACAUUGUGUGUGCGUGCCAUUAUCAUCACCUUAAUUUAAAAUCACCCGUCGAUCACAGUGUUGUAGCCAUAGCAACCUGUUCACAAACACAGGAAGUAUGAUAUCUAAGAGGAAGUACAGUUAUAAAGAAAGUCUCAGGUGAUGUAACUUUGCUUUUUGUGCUGUUGGUCAGCUUGUCGGCCACAUGGUGCAUACUUGUUGGAUGAGUCACUA